AUGUUACCUAUUGUGUAUAGGUUGCUGCUUGCAUAUCUUUAUCCAGCUUAUGAAUGCUUCAAAUCUAUAGAGAAAAAUAAACCAGAUGUGGAACAACUUCGCUUUUGGUGCCAAUACUGGAUAAUUAUUGCUGCAAUGACCGUUUGGGAUCCGUUUGGUGAUGCUCUAAUUGGAUGGCUCCCAAUGUAUAGUGAAACAAAGCUGGUUAUUUGCGUAUAUCUCUGGUACCCCAAAACACAGGGAACAAAGUAUAUUUACGAGUCCUUUUUGAAACCAUACAUCUCAAAGCAUGAACCCGAGAUUGACCGUACCUUGUCCGAAUUUAAAACCCGGGCUGGUGAUUCGGCAGCUCUUUACUUCCAGAGAGUUUUAGCCUAUGCUCAAACAAGGUCUUUUGAUCUUCUACAAGUACUUAUGUCACAAUCUAUACAAAGACCACCCCCUCAGGUAAGCUUCACUUGA
Molecule: messenger RNA, 462 nt
Organism: Helianthus annuus (common sunflower)
Lineage: Eukaryota; Viridiplantae; Streptophyta; Magnoliopsida; Asterales; Asteraceae
Product: HVA22-like protein i
Exons: 4
Coding region: 1-462 (153 amino acids)
Source: RefSeq, a predicted model, not a curated record